AAAAUGAGGGAGGGCGUGGAUUUAGCAAGGCCUGUUUGCUCAGAUUCUUCUUGGUGUUCCUGUGUGACAUUUCUCCCCAUCUGGGUAUAGGGCAGGACGCCUGUCACAUGAGGGUCUUCAGGGGAGAAGGAGGGGAGAGGUCACAGACUGACCUUCCUGGCGGCCUGCUUCAGAGAAGAAGGAUGAGGGGAAGAUGAGAGUGGCCAUCCUGCUUCUGCAGUUUUUUGCAUUUCUAAGGGUCUGAAGAGCUGCUCAGGGCCAACCCUGCACUGGAGACAGGAAGCCGGGCACGUGGAUGAGCCUCUGACCCACAGGCUCAUCUGAGAACUAGACACUCAGUCACUCCAGCUCCACGGGCAGGCACCUGCACAGAGGAGCUGUGAGGAUGGCGCACCUGCUGGGCAGCCAGGCCUGCAUGGACAGCCUGCGCACAGACCUCACCGACCUGCAGGGUGCCAUCGUAGACGUCUUCUCCCGCGCCGGGCCUGUGCGCUUCCCCUCCUGGAAGUUCCCUGACCGCAUGGCCUGUGACCUCGACAUGGUGGCCCUGCUGGAGCACUAUGACCAUGUUCCGGGUGACCCCGAGUUCACGCAGCUGUCCCAUGUUGUGCUGCUGGAGCUGGUCAUCGACAGGCUCCUGCUGCUGCUUCAAAGCUGCAUGAGCUACUUGGAGAACCUUGGCUCCGAGCAGAUGAUGCCCCCUGCACGGGCUACGGGGCCCUGCAUGUCCGUGGGGCUCACGGUGCGGCGCUUCUGGGAUAGCCUGCUGAAGCUAGGCACGCUCCACCAGCAGCCACUCCCCGAGAAAGGGGCAAACCAAAGAGAGACUCCCACCUCCAAGCCCACCAAGGGCGAGCCAGCCAGGAGCCCUGAAUGUCUGCCUGCCAAGUUCAUCAAGCCCUCCUCCCCAGUGCCAGGCUUGCCCCAGACCUGCCAAGAGCCAGAGAGCAUCCCUGUCAAAGCCUCCCUGCAGUUCCCAGGCACGACCUCCAGGAACACCAGGAGUGUCUACUCCCAGACCAUUGAGACGGCCCUGGUGCCCUGUGACGCAUGCGCCAGCGUCCAGGGAAGCCUGCAGAAGGUGGGCAAGGCGGUCAUCAGCCUGUGUCAGAGCCAGAACUUGCCUUCAUCCUUAGGCCAGUUCCAGCAACUGGUACAGGACAGCAUGGGGCUCAGGCCACUGCCGGCUGCAACAGUGGGCCGCUGGGCAGCAGAGCAAAGGAAAGACCUGAAGCGCCUCAGUAAGCACGUGGAGGCCCUCAGGGCCCAGCUGGAGGAGGCCGAGGGGCAGAAGGAUGGCCUGAGGAAGCAGGCGGGCAAGCUGGAGCAGGCGCUGAAACAGGAGCAGGGGGCGCGGCGGCGACAGGCAGAGGAGGAUGAGCAGUGCCUGUCCGAGUGGGAGCGUGACAAACAGCAGCUGCUCACAGAAACAAGUGACCUAAAGACAAAGAUGGCCACCCUGGAGAGAGAACUGAAACAGCAGCAGGAGUCCACGCAGGCUAUGGAGACAAAGGCCCAGCAGCUGCAGGAGGAAGGCGAGCGCAGGGCGGCAGCAGAGAGGCAGGUGCAGCAGCUGGAGGAGCAGGUGCAGCUGUUGGUGGGUCGGCUGGAGGGCGCUGGCCAGCAGAUCUGCUGGGCCAGCACGGAGCUGGAUAAGGAGAAAGCCCGUGUUGACAGCAUGGUCCGCCACCAGGAGUCUCUGCAGGCCAAGCAGCGAGCCCUGCUAAAGCAGCUGGACAGCCUGGACCAGGAACGUGAGGAGCUGCGGGGCAGCCUGGAUGAGGCUGAGGCCCAGCGGGCCCACGUGGAGGAGCAGCUGCAGAGUGAGCGGGAGCAGGGGCAAUGCCAGCUCAGGGCCCAGCAGGAGCCAGGCCUGAGCCUCCCCCUGCCCCAGGAGCUGCUGCAGAGCCUGCAGAGGGAGAAGCAAGGCCUGGAGCAGGCGACUACGGACCUGCGGCUAACCAUCCUGGAGCUAGAGCGGGAGCUGGUGGAGCUGAGGGAGCGGGAGCGGCUGCUGGUGGCCUUCCCAGACCUGCACCAGCCCACCGAGACCCACAUCCAGAUCCAUGGUCCUGUCCCAUUGGGCACAGGAGGCAGAUCCAGCAGCGUGGAAUCCCAGAUAACAUGUCCCACAGACUCUGGCAACGUCACAGAUCACAUGGAGAGGCAAGUGCAGGCCAACGACAUCCGCAUCCAGGUCCUGCAGGAGGAGAACGGGCGGCUCCAAUCAAUGCUGUCCAAAAUCCGGGAAGUGGCCCAGCAGGGUGGCCUCAAGCUGAUCCCGCGGGACCGGCUCUGGUCCCCUUCUAGCAAGGGAACCCAGGGAGCAACACAGCCAGUCCAGGCCCAGAGCACAUCCCCAGGGCCCUUGGGCAGACAGCACCUUCCUGGCAGCAAGACGGGCAGGACCCUGCUGGGCCAGCCCUGCGCAUCCCCACCUCGGCAGCAGCCCUGCGCAUCCCCACCUCGGCAGCAGCCCUGCGCAACCCCACCUCGGCAGCAGCCCUGCGCAUCCCCACCUCGGCAGCAGCCCUGCGCAUCCCCACCUCGGCAGCAGCCCUGCGCAUCUCCACCUCGGCAGCCCUGCGCAUCCCCACCUCGGCAGCCCUGCAGCCAGCCCAGCAAGUCCUUGCUGGAGGGUGUGACCCACUUGGAUACCUGCACCCAGAACCCCAUCAAGGCCUUGGUCAGGCUGAGGAAGAGACUGUCACCUGGCCGGGGACAGGCCAGCUCUGCACACCAGCCCCAGGAGCGGCCCAUGUAGCCUGUGGCAGUGCUGAGGCUGGAUGGCAGGUGGCUGGUAGCCCACCUGCCGUAAUAAAGCCCCGGCCAUUGGCCCACAGCAGUCUUGGCCUCACAGUAUGACUG
Messenger RNA from Cercocebus atys (sooty mangabey), 2868 nucleotides. It is a transcript of the gene CCDC157, whose product is annotated as coiled-coil domain containing 157. The transcript has 12 exons. The coding region runs from base 386 to 2764 and encodes 792 amino acids. The record is from RefSeq and is a predicted model, not a curated record. NCBI's taxonomy places the organism in Eukaryota, Metazoa, Chordata, Mammalia, Primates, Cercopithecidae.